Messenger RNA from Lodderomyces orthopsilosis Co 90-125, 507 nucleotides. Its product is annotated as TRAPP subunit. Gene Ontology annotation, cellular component: TRAPP complex. The transcript has a single exon. NCBI's taxonomy places the organism in Eukaryota, Fungi, Ascomycota, Pichiomycetes, Serinales, Debaryomycetaceae. The coding region runs from base 1 to 507 and encodes 168 amino acids. Gene Ontology annotation, biological process: endoplasmic reticulum to Golgi vesicle-mediated transport. The record is from RefSeq and is a predicted model, not a curated record.
AUGAAAACAUACUCCAUCCUUAUACUAAACAAAGCCGGUGGUCUUAUAUACCAAAAUGAAAUCCAACCUGGACUUUCCAAACUCACAGCUAACGAUUAUCUUGUUCUAGCGGGUACUCUUCAUGGGGUACACGCAAUUGGAUCAAAACUUACAUCAACGAUAAAUUCAACAACGUCAUCAAAAUCAGCCGAAGAUUCCAACUCGCAACACAAUGCUCAGAUUUUAUCUACAGGUAGACAAAUGAGUUCAAAUAGUAAUCGUACUGGAUUGAAAAGUGUGGAAACCGAUUUGUUCAACUUGUACAUAUUUCAAACUGUUAGUGGGUUGAAAUUCGUUUUGGUGACAAUGCCCAACUUAGACUCCGUUGAAGUACAACGUACUAAUGAUUUAUUCAAACACUUGUAUGUGGCUUAUUCUGACUACGUUAUGAAGAAUCCUUUUUAUUCUAUGGAUAUGCCUAUCAAAAGCUCACUAUUUGAUGCAAAAGUUAGAGAAAUAUUACUAUAG